Molecule: messenger RNA, 4417 nt
Organism: Cyprinodon tularosa
Lineage: Eukaryota; Metazoa; Chordata; Actinopteri; Cyprinodontiformes; Cyprinodontidae
Gene: b4galnt1b
Product: beta-1,4-N-acetyl-galactosaminyl transferase 1b
Exons: 12
Coding region: 282-1877 (531 amino acids)
Biological process (GO): ganglioside biosynthetic process
Cellular component (GO): Golgi membrane
Molecular function (GO): hexosyltransferase activity
Source: RefSeq, a predicted model, not a curated record
CCACAGCGAGCUGCUGUGUGUUGCGAUGCGCUGCGACCGCAUCUCCUCCUCUCUCUCCCUUUAUCCAGAUUCACUUCCACCAGACCGCCUUGGAUCGGAUCCGUUAGAGCAAGAGAGAGCUAUGAGCAGGACGGCGGAGAAACGUCUCGUUGCGCGUCUUUACUGAGAUGGAGCCAGAGCUCAUGUGUUUACCCCACUGUCUGCUUGGUUUCUGGAGAUGCUGGUCUCAACAAAGAUUAAUCCUUUACUAACUGGAUCGAGCCAGUGAGACAGGUUAUACUAUGCGGUCCCUGAGGAAGACAGUGCUGCUCGCCAUUCUGGUGUCUGUGGUGGUUGUACUGGCUCUUCUACACUCAUGGCCCACUCGGUCAUACAACACAGUGGAUGUGUGGCAGCGGCUGGGUCCAACAGUGGAAAGACAUCUGGAGGAGAGGCUUCCAGAACCAGACCACCAGUUAAGCAGCAUUCCCUAUCGUGUAAGGGAAAGUGUGGCAAGCUUGCUGGCACGUAAUGGGUGCGUUUGUGAGGGUGAGACUCCUGGAGUGAACCUGCCGUUCUCCCAGCUCCUGUUCCCGCGGGUGUCAGCACACCCUCUGCACACUGCCUUUGAUGCCUCUGAGCUGGAGGAAAUGAAGAUGAGACGGGCUAAAGAGUAUAGAAGCUUCCAGGAGAGGUCCAAAACUGCAGCAGACAUACUCAUCAUCGCAGAGGCCAACAAUCCACUACAGUAUCCAACACAGGGCCUGGAAGUUCGGCCCCUGAAAACUAUCAUUAUCCCAGGUUUGGCCUUACAUGACGUUCCCAGAAACCAUUACACUAUAAACAUCACUGCCAAUCUAGGAACACUAAAUGUAGCAGCAGAAGUGGAGGGAGUGAAAAUAAAAGGUGAUGGAGAGAUGCAUAUGAUGCUGUCUAGUAGUUUGUUACCGAACAUGAACCGACAGCUGCAGUUUGUCACCUACACAAACACGCUGUUUCACCCCAGCACUGCAGACACAGUGCAGUUUGAGACAGAAGGCCAUCAAGCUGUCUUAAGCAUCAAGAUCCGUCAUGCAGUAACUCCAAAACUUUACAACACUGGCUCUAAAGGAGAGUAUAAUAUCAGCGCUCUUGUUACCGUGGCCACAAAAACCUUCCUGCGUUAUGAAAAACUUCAAAACCUUAUUGACAGCAUCAGAAGAUACUACCCUACGGUCACGAUAGUAAUUGCUGACGACAGUGAAAAUCCUAAAACUAUUUCUGGGCCUUAUAUCGAGCACUACAUAAUGCCUUUCGGGAAGGGUUGGUUUGCUGGACGAAACUUGGCUGUUUCGCAGGUCACGACAAAAUAUGUGCUCUGGGUGGAUGAUGACUUUUUCUUCACAGCCAGUACCAAGCUGGAGAAGCUUGUGGAUGUUUUAGAGAGGACCACUCUGGAUCUGGUUGGGGGUGCAGUGAGAGAAGCCACAGGGUACACGGCUACCUACAGGCAAACCAUCUCCAUCGAGCCAGGAGAAGAGGAAGGAGACUGUUUGCACAUGAGAAGAGGAUUUCAUCAUGUUAUGGAGGGAUUUCCUAACUGUGUUGUGACAGACGGGGUCAUUAAUUUCUUCUUGGCUCGCACGGAUAAAGUCCAGCAGGUCGGCUUUGACCCUCGCCUCGCCAGAGUUGCUCACCUGGAGUUUUUUAUCGACGGCCUUGGAUCUCUCCACGUCGGCUCCUGUGACGACGUCAUUAUCAAUCACGCAACGAAGAUCAAGCUACCAUGGGUCACGCAAUCUGAAAGUGACAAGACGUACGCCAAGUUUCGCUACCCACCGCCCUCCUCUGAUGCCACGCGCACAAAAAACGGCCUCCUGUACUUCAAGAACCGAUUUCAGUGUUUGACUCGUAAUUAGUUUCACAUCCCUCCGAAGGUUGGUCUGUUCUUCCUGAGUUGCCAAAGAUGUUUUCCUCUGCACCCCGCACCAUCAGAUAAGAUUUAUGGCAAACGGUUUGGAUUGUUCUAUUAAAUAACCUUGAUCAGGUUCUAGCAAUGCCUGCCUUUGGAGCAAGCUUUGCCUCUUCUAUUGAACGGUUAAAAGUGGCUCAACAAGUUCUAGUCUGGUAAGACAACAGGAGAAGAUUAAAUUAAAUGUUUAAGUGACAGCAUAUUUAGAUAAAUAUGCUUUGUCAAAUCUUAUCUGGCUACAUAAGCUUGAGCUGGUCAAGAACAGAAGGAAAACCAAACUGGUAGACAGUUUUCGUCUCUUCUUUUCCACCUUGUUUAUCUGUGUGGUAUGUGUUUCCUUGCUUGGAAAACCAAUCACGACAACUGAUGACCUGAAAAGGAGAACUCCUUAUUAAUAUAUAACGCUUCCCAGUAAGAGACAAUCCUGAGCUCACCGGUGCCACAAGAAGAACAUUCAGAUAUACAUGUCUGGCAGCACAAUUUCGAGUGUUUAUUUAUUUAUUUAUUUUGGUCACAUUUUUUCUACCUCCGUACCUAGAGUCAUUUUUUUUGUUUGUUUGCUAAUGCCCCAUCUCAAAAAAAGAAACUUUUAAACCUGUCCAUCUGGAGCGAUGACUGUUGUAAGCAGCUUUGGUUAUUUGUUGCAGCUCUCCAUUUCCUUCAGAAGGAGGUGGGUCUGUGUUUGAAUCCUAGUGAAUGAUGUAAAAAUGCAUCUUGACAUGCUACCCAAAUAGAAAUGUGGAUGAACAAAACUGAACUGAGUUAAGUUUAGAGCUGCAACUUAUUAUUUUGCUAGUCCAUUCAUCUGUUUAUUAUUUUUGGAAUGAACAAUUAAUAAUCGGAUAGCCAAAGACUCCUUAAAGAAGAUUUUUAGUGAAAUUAAGCCAAGUGGAACUAAAAUUUUUCCACUUGUGGAGUUCAGGAUAAAUCCUACUGACAGACAAAUAAGUUUUUCACCACAAAUGCUAAAUGUCUAAUAUAUUUAUUUUUACAAUAUUGGUAUAAUUACUGCUCUAAUUGGGUUGCUCUGUCAGCUAAAGGCACAUUUUAGAGUCUUUACACUCCAGUUAAUGAUUAACCGAUUAUUAAAUUAGGUGACGAUUAUUUCAAUAAUCGAUUUAUCAUGAUUAAUUGGAUUUAUUGUUUCAGCCCUAGUUAAAUUAAACAAAAACAAUGAAGAAUUGAUAAACUUGAGAAUGUGAGAGAUGGAAAGAAGCAUAGCAACUCUGUUUUCAUUCAUAUAUCAUUCAGGUCGUCUCACUGAGAUCUUAUCGGUAAAAGCAAACUAAAUGACAAGCGCAGCAAUAGAAUAAAUAAAUAAAUAUCACAGCCUCUGAAAUGGCAUCCUCAUAUCAUUUGAUCGAUUCCUUUAAAUACAGAUUAGUUCAUUUCCAAAAAGAAUUUUUUGUAAUUAAUGUUAUUGUUAAGAAUAUUUUUGUCUUAUAGAUUUUUCUUUGUGCUUCUUGUUCACAAACCUGUAAUUUUGUUUUGUUAACAAAAGCAACAUGCAUACAUCAGUGAUACUAUUAGUUAUUAAUUCCCUACAGUCCUGCCUGUCUUGUUAAAUAAUUUUUCCACAGAAGGGAUGCAUUUGUUAUGUUGAUUGUUUUACUCACUUUAAACACCCUCCCAGAAAAAAAAAAAAUACUAAAGUACUGAAGUGAAAGUUUUUUUUUCUCUCACAGCAUUAUGAUCCAUUUUUAUUUUGAAUGGUAUUAAAUGUCUGUUGAAAAAACAUAUGUUUUUUAUGUUUUUCUUGGAGUUUAAGGAUGGAGAUGAAUAUGCAGAUCACAAUACAGUACCCUUUACAUUUAUUUUACCCUUGUUAAAGAAUUUCUUACAAUCCUUUAAAAUAAACUGCCAUUUUGGGGAUUUUCUGAGCCCCUGAUGCUAACAGUGCUGUUUACUGCAGGUCUAUAACAUUUAGUUUUGGAGAUGUUUUUUUUUUUCACCCUUCUUCUCUCUGUGAGUCGGCAUGAAAAACUUGGACCCUCGUCUGGCCUUGAUGGUCACUGAAGAAACUUUGUUUCUCCGGCAAACUGGUCCAGUUUAAAAUUCUUUCUACUUAAUUAGAUAUUAGCAAUUUUAGAUGAUCAGCGAUUGGAUUGUGACAAAAGGAUUAUCACACUUUCUUAAAUGGCAUGGCGUCCUAUAUUUCACAAAUAAAAUGAUCCUCUGUGUCAUGCUACAAUGCUCACAGUGGAUACAUUUAUCUGAAGGAUUCUCUUAAGGUUGCUUUACGGUGGAAGAACCAAUGAAACAAAUCUCAAAGUAAUGCCUGAAUUUGCAUUUAAGUUACUGAAAUGUGCAUGUCUUAUUUUUUUUUUUUUUUGGUUGUAUUUGUUGUUUUUGCAAUCUUAAAAUCAUAAUUUGGAAUUUCUGUCCUCAACAUUUCUAAUGUAUUAUUAAUCAGAACGGGUGUCACAUUUAUUGAGACUUUACUUACGGUAUUAAAAAGAGGAUACAAAUAAAAAUACGCUAAUGUCA